Penicillium riverlandense is the source of this 444-nucleotide messenger RNA. RefSeq lists its product as uncharacterized. Lineage: Eukaryota; Fungi; Ascomycota; Eurotiomycetes; Eurotiales; Aspergillaceae. The transcript has 2 exons. The record is from RefSeq and is a predicted model, not a curated record. Bases 1 to 444 code for a protein of 147 amino acids.
AUGCCACCCAAGCACGCAGGCGAUCCUGAAGAAAUCACCGGGCAGUGCGCUCUCCCGAUAUCACACAUUGACAACCUCGAGUUCCUCGCCGAUGUGAUUCCCAAGACAACCACCUACAAGCAAUUUAAGGAGAAGAAAGCCAAGGAGGCGGCUGGGACGAGCGGUGGUGGCGCUGUCAUGGAGAAGGGCCAGCGCACGUUGAACGGCACCGGUGCGCCUGGCAACAAGGUGAACGGUAACGCAGCUGAAGAUCCAAUGGCAGUGGUUAUGGCACCCGCAGACGAAGAGCCUCGACCAGCGCCAGCGACUCCUCGGGCACCGGUGGUCAUGCACGCGUCCGGGUCGGUGAGUGCGCUGGUGGUGGAUCGGACAGUCGAACCAAUCCCUGCGCCGGGGAGUUAUGGGACGAUGAGCCAUGAUCACGAUGUGGAAAUGAAAGAGUGA